AUGACAAAGGAUGAGCGUAAGCUAUAUAUAGUGUCAGGUCCUGUAAAAUGUCAUGACGAUGUUCUGUUUGCCAUGUCUACACCUUCUAUAUAUCACAUGUCUUUUGAAUUUGCUUCUGUAUUUGGUGAAACAAUUACUAUGACACGUAAACUACAUUUGACUGAAACUGGACAACCAUUUAUCGUUUCCGGUUCAAGCAGUCUUGUAUAUUUAAUAUGCUCAUAUAGUCUUAGGAUUUAUGGCGCAAAUAUAACUUUAUUGACAAUAAAUAUUGGUUCUUAUCGUUCUCAAGACGUUAUUAAAGAAGCUCUAACUAAAACAAGUUAUAAAUCUGUUGCUGUUACUCAUGUGGACACAUCCACAGGUGUCUUAUUUGAUAUUAAGUCCCUCAGUGAAAUGGUGAAAUGGAACCUGGACGUUGUUAUUACAGGUUCACAAAAGGGUCUUGGCUCUUCAACAGGCCUUUCGAUUAUUAUAGUUAGUCAAGAUGCCCUUCAAACUGUUCAAGAUCAAAAAAAAACACUAAUCCGUUCUUACUAUUCCAAUUGGACUAAAUGGCUUCCUGUUAUGCAAGCUUAUGAAGCAAAUAAGGAAGUAUAUUUUGCUACACCUGCAGCUCAGUUAAUUUAUGCACUCCAUGCAUCUUUAAUAAAGAUCCCUAGUCAAUCACUUGAAGAACGAUUUGGAAAGCAUAAGCAAAGUAACUAUUCAAUUUAGGAAAGACCUCAGUAGCAAAAAACGAAAUAAUUUCUACACAUAGUAUGUCAGCUUUUUGGAUUCCAAAAGAUAUUCAAGUAAGGGACCCUAUAGUUUGUGUAGCUAAUAGAGGAUAAAGUGAUAAAUAUUUCAGAAUAAGACAAAUGGGUAUAUCUGCUAUUGAAGAUGAUCAACAACAUAGUAUAAAGGUUAAGGAAGUAAAUGGUCAAGUAAUGAUUACUUAA
Molecule: messenger RNA, 941 nt
Organism: Cokeromyces recurvatus
Lineage: Eukaryota; Fungi; Mucoromycota; Mucoromycetes; Mucorales; Mucoraceae
Product: pyridoxal phosphate-dependent transferase
Exons: 6
Coding region: 1-717 (238 amino acids)
Cellular component (GO): peroxisome
Molecular function (GO): L-serine:pyruvate transaminase activity; L-alanine:glyoxylate transaminase activity
Source: RefSeq, a predicted model, not a curated record